Molecule: messenger RNA, 994 nt
Organism: Populus trichocarpa (black cottonwood)
Lineage: Eukaryota; Viridiplantae; Streptophyta; Magnoliopsida; Malpighiales; Salicaceae
Product: protein AE7
Exons: 5
Coding region: 203-682 (159 amino acids)
Biological process (GO): iron-sulfur cluster assembly
Source: RefSeq, a predicted model, not a curated record
AGAGUUAAGAAAGCCGUAAAGGUUUCACCGCUCCAGCCUGCAGAGGAGGUCUAGAAAAACUCAUCAGCAUCCUCUGUCGAUUAUCUCUUUCUCUCUCUGAAUUUGUUUGGGUGUUGGUUACUAUUUACGUAAAGUAUUGUAUUAUUCUGUUUCUUGUUUCUGGUUUUUUGGUAUAAGAAGGAAAAAAAGAAGAAGAAAAGAAAUGGUCUCUGGGCUAAUCAACGCUAAUCCAGUAAUUUAUGAGAAGAAGGAGAGACGGGUUCGAAGUGCUCCAAGUGUUGGUGAUGAUGAGCAUGCUGUUGAGCCUAUUGAUCAACUUGAAGUUUUUGAUCAUAUUAGAGACAUAAAGGAUCCGGAGCAUCCUUACUCUUUGGAAGAGCUUAAAGUGAUAACGGAGGAUGCGAUUGAAGUAGAUGACAAUCACAGUUAUGUCAGGGUGACAUUCACUCCAACAGUUGAACAUUGUAGCAUGGCAACAGUCAUUGGUCUUUGCUUGAGAGUGAAACUUAUGAGAAGCCUGCCACAACGUUACAAGGUGGAUAUCAGGGUUGCACCAGGAACUCAUGCAACUGAAUCUGCAGUUAAUAAACAACUAAAUGAUAAAGAGCGAGUAGCUGCAGCAUUGGAAAACCCAAACCUGGUGGAUAUGGUCGACGAAUGUUUGGCUCCAUCAUAUGCGUGAAAUAUUCCACCUACCACAGCUGAAAGCUUUCUGUACACACCUUCACGCGAGGCAGCUCAUGUUAUUACGACUACUGUACAAUUGCUUGUCAUUGUUCUUCACAUCUUUGUGUUACCCUGAUAUGUAUACAUAAAUGAGGUUCAAAUCCUUAGAAUGCAGUUGGAAACUGACCUUUGGUAGAGUUGAACUCUGGCUCUCACGGUGACUAUACGAUUUCUUCAGGUCUUGUUAUCUCACUUUUAUGUUUGUAUACUAUGAUUUAUAUAAUAGGUAUUGUGAGGUUUAAAUGAAUAACAAACAGUAUUGGACCCA